GAGGAGGCUCCUCCUCAACAACAGUUCUCGACUUCCGACGAGAAGCUGCCACAUUGAAGAGGAACUAAAAAGGCGACCCGACAACGGGUUUCUGCUCUCCCUCCACUUUCACCGGGGUUGUCACGAGAUUUCAAUGUUCAGCCUUCUCUUUGGUUUCUGUGUUGACUUGAGCCAUACCUAUAUGGCGUGUGUGAGCGGAGAAUUUUGCCAGGCACAGCACCUCACCUCUGUGGAGAAGUGAAUCGGCCGCCCCCCGAGGGACUACGCUACCCAGAAACCCCCCUGACGGCCAGCACACUAGGAACUGUAGACUCUUCUGAAGGCCCCCCACCCUGGGAUAUUGCGUAGUCCUUGGCCCGACCGCCCUGCCCUGUCCCAACCAAUACGAAAAAUCUUUGCUCUCUUCUUUCUCCUUGAACAGCCAAUCACAAACAGCUCUCCUGAAUGGGCCGUCUCGCCAACAUGAACCGCCCCGCUGCAGUCGAGAUUGCCUACGAGUGCAUGAGGUUCCUCAUCACCCACAACCCCACCAAUGCCACACUUAACAAGUUCACAGAGGAGCUGAAAAAGUUUGAGGUGAACACAUUGGUGAGAGUUUGUGAUUCCACCUACGAUAAGGCUCCAGUAGAGAAGGAGGGGAUACAGGUCCUGGACUGGCCCUUCGAUGAUGGCGCCCCUCCUCCCACUCAGAUCGUUGACGACUGGCUCAAGCUGCUCAACACCAAGUUUCGAGAGGAGCCAGGCUGCUGUAUCGCUGUGCACUGUGUGGCAGGGCUUGGCAGAGCUCCAGUCUUGGUGGCCUUAGCCCUCAUUGAGUGUGGGAUGAAGUAUGAAGAUGCUGUGCAGUUCAUAAGGCAGAAGAGACGUGGAGCCUUCAACUCCAAACAGCUUCUUUACCUCGAGAAAUACAGACCCAAAAUGCGUCUGCGGUUCAAAGAUACCAACGGCCACAACUGCUGUGUGCAGUAGGCUGCCUAUCAGUGCAUCUUUCUUAUGUGCAUCAAGUGGGGAAUCUUCCAACAAGGGAAGAAGAAAAAAAACAUGAAGAGAGUGCUAUCAGUAAUUAUUGUAAUGAUUUGUUAACACUGAGUCAUGGUUAAUUGAUCGGAGAGCAAGCGAUUGAUGGAAUUAAUGAAUCCAGGUCUGGGGAUCCACCAGCUGGACCAAUGAAUGGAAGGUCAAAGCACACAGAUAGGCCCGCCUCCCGGUUACACUGUACAACCACGGGCCAGAUUUUAUUUUUGUUUCUACUGGAGUCCAUUCUGAGUUUUGUUUUAGUUUUUUCAGUUGUAAUCAUGGGAUAACAUUUUCCAUUUUCUGAUUUAUUUUUUAUUUUAAACAAACAGUGGUGAUGUUAUGUUAAAUUAUAUCCUGAUUUUUAUUUCCACUAAUAAAUGAUAUGAUUAGGCCACAACGUACCACGUACCUUUUCAAAAACAUUUUAAACUCGAAUACAAAUUGUGAUUGUUCAUUUUGGUAUUGGGUGGGUUUUUUGGGGGGGGGUUGCACAAAAUCUCAAAGGUUCACCAGAAAACGCAGUAAUGUUUUCCUUUAACCCUUCACUUGCUUAAAGUCACUUUCAGUUUAGUUUGAAUAUGUCUGAAAUAUUUAUUCACAAGAUACGCUAAGUGUGGCAGUUAUGAGUUUGGCAGGGGUAAGGAAACUUUGUCAUCCAAUAGUUUUUUGUAGUUUAUUUUUAAGCCUUGAGAGCCAUGUCUUUUUUUCUUUUCUUUUUUCUCUUUUAUUUUGUUGGAGUGCAAUAAUCGGUCCACGCCAGAUAAGCCGACAAAACCCUUGUGAACAUCCUACACUCAUGCACACUUCAGACACUCAUUCAGGCAGUGUAACAGGACAAAACCAAAUUUAAGUCAGACAAAUGGUACUUCUCUUGCUUUUAUCCAUUCUCUGUCAUGGGGCUACAAUAGGACUUCCCUAAUUAUGCAUAUUAAACUCAUACACAGAGCCUAAGAUCCAAUAACCCUAACCCAAGUUGGAGAAGAAUGAAAAUGGUCAGUUUUUUAUCAUUGUACCCAUUUUGAAGACAAUCCUCAAUUCGUAUUGGUUCUUACAAGAUAAAUAAAUUGAAAUAAAAAGCA
Molecule: messenger RNA, 2096 nt
Organism: Scophthalmus maximus (turbot)
Lineage: Eukaryota; Metazoa; Chordata; Actinopteri; Pleuronectiformes; Scophthalmidae
Gene: ptp4a2b
Product: protein tyrosine phosphatase 4A2b
Exons: 7
Coding region: 445-969 (174 amino acids)
Biological process (GO): protein dephosphorylation
Cellular component (GO): nucleus
Molecular function (GO): protein tyrosine phosphatase activity
Source: RefSeq, a predicted model, not a curated record